Solenopsis invicta (red fire ant) is the source of this 5663-nucleotide messenger RNA. It is a transcript of the gene SF2, whose product is annotated as serine/arginine-rich splicing factor 1A. Lineage: Eukaryota; Metazoa; Arthropoda; Insecta; Hymenoptera; Formicidae. Bases 207 to 953 code for a protein of 248 amino acids. Gene Ontology annotation, cellular component: ribonucleoprotein complex; nucleus; cytoplasm. The transcript is spliced from 3 exons. The record is from RefSeq and is a predicted model, not a curated record. Gene Ontology annotation, molecular function: mRNA binding.
CGUAUCUCGGCUCAUUUCGGUUGAGCUCGGUGCCCAAGAAAGACCUUCGAUUGCUCUGGAUCGCACGCUGAUCGCUUCGUCUCGCCUGUUUGCCGCCGGUAUCGCCGUAAUUUUUUUUGUUUGAUUCUCGCGGACACGCAACGCCACGUAACAUACGUAUCCGCGAGUAGGCCGCUCGCGCGUCGGGAAACAGCAGGUAAAAAGUCAUGUCUCACGGCGGCAGAAACGAGUGCAGAAUAUACGUGGGCAAUCUGCCGCCAGACAUCCGUACAAAGGACAUCCAAGACCUAUUCUACAAGUUCGGUAAAGUUACUUUCGUUGACCUGAAAAACCGCCGAGGGCCGCCUUUCGCUUUUGUUGAAUUCGACGAUCCAAGAGAUGCGGAAGACGCGGUGCAUGCGAGGGACGGUUACGACUACGAUGGCUACAGAUUGAGAGUCGAAUUUCCGCGCGGCGGCGGCCCCAGCAACAACUUCCGCGGCGGACGCGGCGCCGGGGACAGUGGCAGGGGUGGCCGCGGCGAGAUGAGCAACUCUCGCGGUCGCGGCCCACCCGCGCGACGCUCGCAGUACAGAGUCCUGGUCAGCGGCCUGCCGCCUUCGGGCAGCUGGCAGGACCUCAAGGAUCACAUGCGCGAAGCCGGCGACGUGUGCUUCGCGGACGUUUACAAGGAUGGCACCGGCGUCGUCGAGUUCCUCAGACACGAUGAUAUGAAGUACGCCGUGAAGAAGUUGGACGACUCCAGAUUUAGAUCACAUGAGGGUGAGGUAGCUUACAUCCGUGUGAAAGAAGACCACAGCGGAGGCGACAGGGGACGCAGCGAAGAUAGGGAAAGGGGCCGUACUCGUUCGCGAAGCUACAGCCCACGGCGCCGUGGCUCUCCUACUUACUCGCCAUUGCGACGUAAUUACUCGCGAUCAAGAUCUCGUUCCAGAUCUCGCUCUUACGACUAGUAUGUACGUAUGUGUUUCACAUGGUAAUAUAAGUACAGGUUUAUAUUGAUAUUUGUUCUUUACCAUGUUUCAUUAUUACUGAUUUGAAUUUCACUCGAUAAAGAUUCCCUGAAGCCCAAUCCAAACACACAUAUUUUGUAAAAAAAGAAUUUAAAUUAAUUUCUUAAUAUUGCUUGAUUUUAAUAACUGAUUAAUUGAUUGUACUGUAUACCUCUGAUGUAUAAUUAGAGCACGGUUUAUUUCGUACAUACAUAUGUCACGAUUAUUGUUUAAGUUCCUUUUUAAAGUAUAUUUUAUCCAAAAACAAGUUAAUUUUCCAAAAACAAGUUAAUUUUUUCAAAAGCGAUUUCAUUUUUCAUCGUCAUUGUAACAAAACUUCAUAACGUUAUACUUUUCGCGAUGUUUCUCUAAAAUAUAAUAUUAUUGAGUUUUAUUAUCCUCAAAAAUGAAAUCGUGCUCGAGAACAUACGUGACUAUUCAUCAAACUAUCGGAUUUAAUCUUCUACAUUUAAAGAAAUACAUUCCGCCACAUAUUUGCCGAUUUCUCUUUUGUCAUCACUACCAUUUAUGAAGUGUGUAACAAUUUUGAAGUAUUAUUUAAUGAGCUUUUUGACAAAAUUAGAUCUAGACCUUUAACUCUUAGCUACCAUUUUAUUCCGACUUUUAACUUUUGUAAAUAAUAAACGCGAUUAUUCAUAUUUAUGAACAACAACUUUAAUUGACAAUAACUCAGUCACUUUUUGCUAAUAUACAUUUUUAACAAUGGUUGCUACUUUAAUCUAUUACUUAGAAUAUAUUAACACUUAAGUCUUUAUUUGCAUUUGGAAAUAACAAAAACAUGAAAUUUUGAAGCUUGCCUAACAAAAAAUUCCCCCAACAAUCUUUUGCGUAACUAUCAUGUUCAUUAACAUCUUUUAUAGAAUCGAAUCGAUCCUCACUCUCUUUUUAGAAUAAUUUUAUCCUGUACUGGUAAAAGUGCUAAACUUUAUCAUACAGAAACAUAUACAGGAAUACGGGAAAAUUGUUUAUACUAACGUAUUUAAAUACACAUUUUAUAGACAGAAAUACAAAACAGGGCUUAAAUGAAUACUUAUUUUAGCUUUAAGAUGCCUUUUUCUCAUAAGUUUUAAAGUUAUUGACAUUGUAAUAACGUAGUAAUUAUAAUAUAAUGGAUAUUGCAUAUCUAAUCGCCUGAAUUAACAUAACUACACAAUUGAAGUGGAACAACUAUCGCUAAUACGUCAUGUAUGUCAAAGGUCAUGCGUUACUGCAUAGUUGCAGAUUUCUUAACGCAUUUAGAGUCGAUUUUCCUAACUACUAAACUUUGUCGAAAAAUCCAUAAUUUAAGAGAAAAUAUAAUUAUGCGAUAUAUUCUGUAUACAAAUGCGCAUUUGGCAAUAAAUAAAUGAAUUAAAAGAGUGACAUGCUAUGUAUGUAUAUUUAUCUUACAAAAAAUAUAUAUUUUUGUUUAUCUAGAAUAUACAUUAUACAUUAACUCUAAUAGGUAACAUGUACAUAGAAAUAAAUACCUCAAGAUUGUUUACACGAUUCAUUUACGCCACUUACUUAUCAUUUGGAUAUUUUAGAUCAAAGUAAUUCCAAAUCAAAUCAGUAGUGAUGACAAUAUAUCGCGCAUAUACAUAUAACGAAAUAUAUGAGCGUAAUAGUUUAAUGUUUGUUAUACACUACACAUAAUUAUAUUGGCACAAAAAAAAUCUUUCCGUUUAUUAUCACCAUACAAUCUAAUUCGCUUUAUAAUAACACGCAAUUAUAUUUGACAAUAGACUUGGAUGACCUUUAAUGUUUCGUGGGUCAUUUCCUGAUUUGCAGAUUGCGUUUGAUUGUUAUUUUGUAUAUUAGUACAAAAUAUCUAACUUAUUUAGACUUUUAACACACACUUCUCGAUGUAAAAAUAUAUGGCAUAAUGUGCUCAUUAUAGAUACAUAUAUAUAUAUAUAUAUAUAUAUUUAUAAAUAAUCUGGACAUUUUUACAACAUACAUCCAGAUUACAAAUAAAUUUUAAAUGAUACCCAUCACGAAUUCGGUGAAAUGCGAUGAAGUAACAAUUAAUUGAUACAUUGUCUUUCGCAUUUCUCUAUUCGUGUGUUUUCCUUUCUUUUAUUUGCAACGACCACAUAAUUAAAUGCACUUUUGAAAAUUUCUAUCAGAUCUUUCAACUUUCUCAGCACUUUCAUUUGAAAGGAAAACAUUAGAUAUCAUGUAUUUCAUGCUAUUUUUGCAAACUGUGAUCCUGUGUUUAUUUUACUAAAAUUUCUUACUAUACAAAUAUUUCUUUAAAAAAAAUGCAAUGUUUAAAAUUUUCUGCCAUGCAGCCUAUAUUUCACAUACAGCAAUUUCAUAAAUUUAUAUAUCACAGGCAUUACAUUUGCAUUAAUAAACUAUAUCUAAUAUUAAUUUACAUUACAUAAGAGACUAAUGUAUUUUUUCUUCUUUUGUAUAUUGGGAUUGUAACACAAUGAAUGAAAAACUGAAAUCAACACGAUCUUACUUCUUGGAUGGAUAUAAUACACAUUCGCUUGACGUUGGAAUGAGAUGGAUUGCGUUUUGGAGGAUUUGCGGUACGGAGAGCAUAAAUUAUAAAAAGGAUUAAAAAACAUAGAUGAAAAUGAGAAUAGCGAAACAGGAUACUUUCAAGAGGAAAAUUCAGGAUCAGGAAAGAGAGAGAAAGGAUUCUCAGUUGCUGGCUCAGGAAACGUUGGCAAGUCCAUUACGAGGAGGCGAUGAACGCCAAUUAAUAUUUCUUUUUGAAACUAGUAGAAUCCCAGUUUUAAACUAAAGAUUUUUGUGUGUCGCUGUUUUAAAAGAGAAAGAUAACGGGAGUGAGACUUGCUCAUUAUGUUGCGUGCUUAUCAGGAUUAAAGUGCUUCGAAUUACAUAUUAUUUUCGUGUAUCGAUUUGAAAAGAAAAAGAGCAUUCUCUGCGCGUUUAUUAAUUUAUUUAUAGCAUCUGAGUAGUCAAACUAGUAAUGGAUUGUCAACUACAACUGGAUUCUGUUGGAAGCAUUUGGUUUAUGAUUCUAAAGUUUCUUGAACUUUAGUGAAGAUAAAUUUUUCGGAUCACACUCAUUAAGGACAAAUUUUCGGCACGAUAUUUAUUCUCUUCUUGACACAACGGAUAACAUCGAUAUUAGACUCAAUUUUGUUAGCUGUUACAAAACAUUUCAUAUUUAGUGUUAAUUUGAAAGGUGGAAGUGAUUCUUUGGAAAGACUGUCGCAUGCCCAAUAAUUGCAUAUUCGAUAAAAUUGGCGAUCUAAAAUCCAAUUAUCGAAAAAAAAAAAAAAACGUGUUUCCCAAUAACUGAUCGCUUUCUCAACCAAUCGUGACCGUCAAGUGCAUCUCUUUCUCGCGUAAUUGUAAACCACAGUGCGAAUCUUCAGGAUUUAACUGGCAUAAACAAGAGGAUGGUACGUUUGAGUAACGCAACCCUGUCUGUCAUCUUGACGGGAACCGGCUUCAUAAUUUUAGAGGAUCUUCGUGCGAACGGUACGACGGACAGGAUUCUCCGGAUAUGUUUGGAUUAGGACGCUGGCAGGAUUCGGAAACGGGAUAAAUUAGUAUGCAUGGACGGAUAUUUUUGGAUAUAAGGAUAAAAAAAAUUGCCUGCGCUGUAUUCAUCGGAUCGUGCAGAUCACUCGGAUUCAAUUAAAAAGAACGAUAUGCGAUGUGGAAGAAUGUGGAUUUGGAAACAUGGUAUCGUUCGCGCUUCAUAGGGUUCACGGAUUUAUCUCCUAGGUCGGAUCGGAUACGGAAUUUGGACUCGUGUUUAGCGGGAUCAAUUGACAAGAUUAUUUGGAUGUCAUUUUUCUCACGGAUGAAAUGAAAAGCGGAUGAGAUGGUGGCUUGCCGUAAGGUAUUUGUGCAAACAGUUUAUAUCUGAGAUACUAUCGAUAUUUAUUUCUGCAUGCUCUCUUCGAAAAUAUUCUUAUAUUCGAAUUUUCAUUUUUGUCACCAACAAGGCAAACGCAAUUAUUAGUAACACGCAACAUACAAAGCUUGCCUCGAUAAAAAUCUUAAAAUGUGUUUGCAUUAAUAAUCAGUCCUCCUUGUGUUCAGCUUCGUUCUUGUUGUGAAAUUUGUCAUCCAUAACUCACACGACAGAUCUCGCAACAAUAGCAAUAACUAGUUGAUAACAAAUUCUGCCUUUUUUGUUCGAUUAACAUCACAGAUAAGUAUAUUUUUAAUAUUUUAUAUGUUAUUUCUGUGUUAUACGUAUUAUAUAUUGUUCUUCUAUAGUUAAUUGUUACACGAACGAUGUGUAGCAAUAAGGAGACAUGAAUCUAUAACGGUCUCGCAUAGUGUGUAUUUAUCCACAGAUAUCUGAAACACGAUUGUUAAAAUUGAUAGUUUUAGAUAAAACGGUUUCUCUAUUGCGUAUAUUUUGUGAUAUAUUACAAAUUUAUUAUCUAUAUAUCUAUAUAUAUAUAUACGAGUAUAUAUAAUUUUAUUAUUCCGCGUAUUGUAUAUACUUAAGUAUUUUCUGCGUUGCACAAGACGUAUAAUUUAGGUACUUCACAACUAGGCACUAAAUAUAACACCAAUCGCUUCACACUUUCAUUAAAUAGGAUUCUCCUAACAUAUUGUCACUUCUAUGCAUUUCUUUUCUUAACAUAGUGCUCUCCCUCCCUCAGAAUUCUUGUGAGUUAUUAAACUGGCAAAUGAGACGAUUUUAAAAUAAAUAUAUAAAUACGA